Melopsittacus undulatus (budgerigar) is the source of this 10356-nucleotide messenger RNA. RefSeq names its product Rho GTPase activating protein 32 (gene ARHGAP32). Gene Ontology annotation, biological process: small GTPase-mediated signal transduction. Gene Ontology annotation, molecular function: GTPase activator activity; phosphatidylinositol phosphate binding; protein binding. The record is from RefSeq and is a predicted model, not a curated record. The transcript is spliced from 24 exons. NCBI's taxonomy places the organism in Eukaryota, Metazoa, Chordata, Aves, Psittaciformes, Psittaculidae. Gene Ontology annotation, cellular component: actin cytoskeleton; Golgi apparatus; fibrillar center. Bases 94 to 6288 code for a protein of 2064 amino acids.
GAAAACAUGAAUCAGUGCUAGCAAGAGAAGGCAGAAUGGGAACCCGGAAUUGCGACCUGAGCCAGAGUGCGAGUGUGAGUGCACACACGCAGCAUGGAGGGAGGGACCGGAGCCGCUGCCGCCUUCCCCGCCGGGUCUCCGGCAGCAGCGGGGACGGGAGGAGCUGGAAGCGAUGCUGAGGAAUCGGAAAGAAUGAUGAAGUCCUCUGUACACGCAGAAGAAGAUGACUUUGUGCCAGAGCUUCAGAGGAGCAUCCAUCCCAGAGAGAGGCCAGACUGGGAGGAGACUCUCAGCGCUAUGGCAAGAGGCGCGGAUAUUCCCGACAUUCCAGGGGAGCUGGCGCUCCGGACCUGCGGCAGCACAGCCAGCAUGAAAGUGAAGAAUGUGAAAAAAUACAUCAACCCGGGACUGAUGGGCUGUGAUGCCUUUCACAGGUUAUCCUUUACAAAGGGUCACUUCCCGAAGAUGGCUGAAUGUGCACAUUUCCAUUAUGAAAACGUGGAUUUCGGCAACAUCCAGCUUUCGCUCCCGGAGGAACAGAAUGAAGUAACAAGAAAUGGCUGUGAAUCCAAGGAACUGGUCUACCUUGUACAGAUCUCUUGUCAGGGAAGGAGCUGGAUCGUGAAGCGCAGUUAUGAAGAUUUCCGGGUACUGGACAAGCACCUUCACCUCUGUAUCUAUGACCGGCGCUUCUCCCAGCUCUCCGAGCUGCCCCGCUCUGAUGCCCUGAAGGACAACCCAGAGCUCGUCACCCAGAUGCUGAUGGCUUACCUGUCACGUCUCUCUGCCAUCGCAGGCAACAAGAUAAACUGUGGGCCUGCUCUCACAUGGAUGGAGAUUGAUAACAAGGGGAAUCACCUGCUGGUCCAUGAGGAAUCAUCCAUUAAUGUUCCUGCUAUUGCUGCUGCCCAUGUUAUUAAGAGGUAUAUUGCUCAAGCAGCAGAUGAGCUGUCCUUUGAGGUGGGAGACAUCGUGUCUGUUAUUGAUAUGCCACCGAAGGAGCUGACCACAUGGUGGAGAGGCAAACAUGGAUUUCAGGUUGGAUUCUUCCCUAGCGAGUGUGUUGAACUAAUCAACGACAAAGUUCCUCAGUCCGUGACCAACUCUGUGCCAAAACCAGUGUCAAAAAAGCACGGCAAGCUCAUCACCUUCCUGAGGACAUUCAUGAAGUCGCGCCCAACCAAGCAGAAACUGAAGCAAAGGGGGAUACUGAAGGAACGGGUGUUCGGCUGUGACCUGGGGGAGCAUCUUCUCAACUCUGGCCAUGAUGUCCCACAGGUCCUCAAGAGCUGCACUGAAUUCAUUGAGAAGCAUGGCAUUGUGGAUGGGAUAUAUCGUCUGUCCGGGAUCGCAUCCAACAUCCAGAAACUGCGCCACGAGUUUGACUCCGAGCAGAUCCCUGACUUGACAAAGGAUAUUUACAUCCAGGACAUCCACUGCGUGGGCUCCCUCUGCAAGCUGUACUUCCGUGAGCUCCCGAACCCUCUGCUGACCUACCAGCUCUAUGAGAAGUUCUCAGAUGCUGUUUCUGCUGCUACAGAUGAGGAACGGUUGGUGAAAAUCCAUGAUGUCAUCCAGCAGCUGCCCCCUCCUCACUACAGGACACUGGAGUUCCUAAUGAGGCAUUUGGCUCGUCUUGCUGAUUACUGCUCCAUCACAAACAUGCACACCAAGAACUUAGCAAUUGUCUGGGCUCCAAACCUCCUAAGAUCCAAGCAGAUAGAGUCUGCCUGCUUCAGUGGAACCGCUGCCUUCAUGGAGGUGCGCAUCCAGUCAGUGGUUGUGGAGUUCAUCUUGAACCAUGUGGAUGUCCUCUUCAGUUCCAAGCUCAGUUCAGUCAUACGGGAUGGAGCAGGGCACAGCUCUUUAUCACGGCCCAAGUCUCUGUUGGUGUCCUCUCCUUCCACCAAGCUGCUCACACUGGAGGAAGCCCAGGCACGGACACAAGCCCAGAUCAACUCCCCCAUCGUGGCAGACAGCAAAUACAUCGAAGUGGGAGAAGGCCCUGCAGCUUUACAGGGGAAAUUCCACACAGUCAUAGACUUCCCAUCUGAAAGGAAAAGGCCUCCCAGCAAGAUGAAGAAGUCUCCGGUUGGCAGCUGGCGUUCCUUCUUCAACCUGGGAAAAUCCUCCUCCGUGUCCAAGCGCAAGCUGCAGCGCAACCCCAGCGAGCCCUCCGAAAUGAAAGCCAUAGCCCUGGCAGGUGGACGAGGAGACAGCGGGACUCUUCGCUCAGCUAAGAGUGAAGAAUCACUCACCUCCUUGCAUGCUGUUGAUGGUGAAUCUAAACUCUUUAGGCCCAGAAGACCUAGGUCCAGUAGUGAUGCAUUGUCUGCUUCCUUCAACGGAGAGCUCUUGGGAAACAUGAAUCGCUGCAAUUCUUAUGACAACCUUCCCCACGAUGACAGUGAUGGGGAUGAGGGGCUCAUCCACGUUCCUGCCCUCAUCUCUCCUCGGUCUUCUGAAGACGUUGACCUGAGCCCACCCGAUAUUGGAGUUGCGAGCCUGGAUUUUGACCCUAUGUCUUUUCAGUGCAGCCCACCCCAAGCAGACUCCGAGUGCCUGGAUAGCAGUACCUCCCUGCUGGAGUCCAUUGGCAUAAACAAGGAGAAGCCAAGCACACUAAAGAAGGAUGUAGAAUCAGGCAGCCAGUCGCAGACCCCAGGCAGUGCCACCAGCUCUGAGCCAGUCUCCCCUUUCCACGAGAAGAUGAGUCCCUUCUUCACUAUGGACCUGAGCCCCACGGAAGAGAAGAGCUGCAAACCCCCCACGUUCUCACCCAAGACAGGUCGGAAACCCAUCAUAUCUCCACCAUUGACCACACCAGAACCCGUCUCCUUCGCGCUGCCCAGCCGUGUGCCAGAAACCACUGGGGCAGGGCCCAUCACAUCCAGAAACUCCUCCACUUCCAGCUGGAGCAAAGGGAUUGGCAUGACUGAAAUCACAAACAGGUCCCCAACCCAGAUGUCCUUGCCCCUGAAAAGCAGUGAAACAGGAGCAGGGGAAGGAGCCCAUCAGGAGCUACAGCACACGCAGCUAGUGGCUGCUGGCAAAGCAGAGUUGCCAGAAGAAGGGGAGAGACCAAUGUCAAGCAGUCAGAAUAAGACUGUACCCACUGGACACACACAGCCAGGAGCAGUUGCCCUCGACUCCCCCCAGGAUCCUGUUCCCGUCAGUUCUGUGUCUCUUAUCCCUCCUCCUCCUCCGAAAAGCGCGGCGCGCAUGCUGGCCCUAGCCUUAGCCGAGUCCGCGCAGCAAGCGUCCGCUCACUCUCAGAAAAGGCCAGGAGAUGCUCAUGCUGAAAGCACAAAUUAUGGAGAGGCUGAAGCUGGCACAGCUCUAGAAAAGCUCCAUCUCUCUGCCGGUGCUCCAGACAAGCUCCACCUCUAUACUGGUCUGCCCGAGAGCCGACUUCACUUCCUGACGGGUGCACCAGUAGAGCAGGAUUUCCAAGGUAGCAGCAGCACACCCGGGGAGCAGAACCACCCACCGGGUGCACCUGGAAGCCAGGACCCCCUUCCACCUCUCCACACCCCCGGGGACGUGCCUGGCAGCAGAGAUGCAGAGCAGGAGCAGUCCAGCUUCCAUCCUGGGAAACCGGGGGACCAAGACCACUUCCCCUCCCAUGCUGGGGACUGGGAGCACACCCCCUCCCACCCUCCUGGUGCACUGCCUGACUGGGAGCCACCCGCAGCAGACUUGCCUGUAGAUAAGCCCCAGCUCCGCACCUGUGUGGCUGGGGACAAGCACCACAUUCCCAUCUGCACAGCUGAGGACCAGCUGCAGGCUCCUCCUGCCCCGAGUGCAGGGGACAAAAGCACCGCGGGCUCCCUGCCGUACUUAGCACCCAUCCAGGCAGCAGCAGCUGAGCCUCAGCGGGGACCAGCGGCUGCCACCACGACGCAGGCAGAGGCAGCAGUGCCAGCACCACGCACAGCACCGAGCAGCCAGCCCGGCCCAGCACAGCGCCACGAUCCCCAGGCGGCAACGGGACAAGUGCCGGUGGCCUCCGCUAAAGCACCCGGUGCUUCCAGUCAGGUAUGGGGCACAGCCGCACCUGAGAAGCCACCGGAGCCGGUGCCUGCCUUCGUCUCAGAAGGCAGCUCCACCACCCGCUGCUCCUCCUCCUCUGUGCCCACAUCUCACCAGAGCCAUGUGGAAAAGCCUCGGGAGAUGACGAGGGCUCCCCCGCUGCACCUGCGGUCCGAGUCCGUCCCUACACACUCCUCCUACAGCUUCCCACCCCCUGUCCCACCGGUGAGGACGCUGGAGAGCAAGAUCGCCGCCGCCAUGCACUCCAACAGCGCAGAGCCCAUCAACAACUCCAACUACCAUGCUUUCCUCUCCUCCUCCAUGCUGGCCUCCUCCAUGGAGGAAGCUCUGCUGCCACCACCCCCGCCACCCCCUCCUCCCAAGCACGCUUCCCUGCAGACCGUGUACGUGCCGCAUCCCAAGCCGGAGAGCAUCCCUGAGCCCCCUGCUCCAGACAGCUACCUGCACCACAAGCCAGCUUCCGUCCACCAGUACAGACCUGAGAGUGUUCCUCCGCACAUGUACCACAGCAAGCCUGACCAGCACCAAGCCUACCCCCCUCGCUCCGAGGCACCCGCGUCCGCAGGCACCCGCUACAACACCUACACCACCCAAGGCAAGAGCACCUCUGCCCUGCACUCCAAGCCCCGCAGAGAGUUUGUGUCCUCCGUGAGCCCAACGGGGCUGCGCAGCGCCGGCUAUGCUGAGGAUGCUCCACCAUACCCCACGAUCCGGAGGGUCCAGUCGCUGCACGUGCCCACCCCUGCUGCCUCUGCUAUCCGCUCUGUUCCCAUUUCACGGACCGAGGUCCCUCCGGAUGAUGAGCCAGUGUACUGCCCGCGGCCCCUCUAUCAGUACAAGCCAUAUCAGCCCCACUCCGACUACCACGUAACUCAGCUGCAGCCUUACUUUGAGAACGGGCGGGUACAUUACCGCUACAGCCCUUACUCCAGCUCUUCUGCAUCCUCUUACUACACCACUGCUGAUGGGAGCUUUUAUGACCUGGAUCCCUACAGCACCGUGCGGGUCCGGCCUUUCCACCCCCUGCCCAGCCGAGACUUUGCUUCCUAUGCCUCGCGGCUGCAGAGCAAGGGCCUGUACCGCUACCCCAGCUUGUCAGCCUACCCUCGGGGUGGCCUCAUCGGCCACCUGGCAGGUAAAGAGCACAGCUUCAUCAGCAGAGACGUGCCCCCUGCCCCGGACAUCAAGCACAUGUACAUGUCCUGGGACCUGGAGGACAUGGAGAAGUACCGCAUGCAGUCUAUCCGCCGGGAGAGCCGCACGCGCCAGAAGGUCAAAGGGCCGGUGAUGUCCCAGUAUGAUAACGUGGCCCCGCUGCUGCAGGAGGAUCUGGGAGGACUGGAUGUGAUACACUUGCGCAGCAAGUCCGAUCCUGGGAAAACUGGUCUCCUCACCGUGGCGGAAGGGAAGGAGGGGAGGUACCCGGCCAAAGCAGCUACACCCGAGGGUGAGGAGCGUUACUACAUGCAGCACCCUGAGCCAGAGCUGGAGAGAGCCCAUUACCAUGGAGCCUAUGGGAAUGGGCAGUCAGAGAAGCCGUCCCUUCCCCAGAAGCAGAGCAGCAUCCGGAACAGGAAGCUCCAUGAGCCAGGCUGCGGCACAAACGAACACAGGACGCACUUGCAGCAGGAAGCGAGCCAUAGGCAGCCUUCUGAACCCAAAAACGGGCCCCCUUAUCCUGACUACAGGCCCAAAGGUGGCCCCGAGCCCUCCGAGCCCAUUGGUUAUCAGCACGCGGGCAGCAAGUACAUCCCAGGGAACCAGGAGACCCUGAGACUGAACCACAAGGAGGUGAGGUUGGCAGAGGACAGGCCAGACUUGGAGAGGUCUCGAGGCAGACCCACCACGUCCAUGGAGAAACACUCCAGAGACUGCUAUAAGGAAGAGGAACACGCUGCCUCCCCCAUGGCACCGCCGCCCAAGCCCGAACGCAGCCACAGCCUCAGAAUGCAGCACCCCGACCCCAUGGAGAGGGACUCAGCCCUGCUCUACCCGUACCAAACCCUUGGCAAACGCCAAAGCACUAUGACUGUGGUGUCCCAGUAUGAUAAUUUGGAGGAUUACCAUACCAUGCCUCAGCACCAAAGAGGGGGCUAUGUUGGAGGAGGGGGGUUUGUGCCCCCCACUUUUACCCAUGUGCACAGUAGAACUUACGCCACGGCGCUCGGCCAGGGAGCCUUCCUCCCGACGGAGCUGUGUUUGCAGAGGCCUGAAACAGAGGUCCAUGUCGAGUGAGUUGGUGGGGGGAAGGUGGGAUAGAGUCUAAGCAGCCUCUGCUGGACAGUGGACUGUUUUAUUUUUUCAGUGAUGGAAAAAAAACCCCACAAACACAAAGUCCUGCCCCAUGAGCAAAGCAAACCCCCUGCAGCACCCCAGCCCCGCCACUCACUGGUUUUAUGUAGUAGACAUAGAGCUUUUCCAUGUAGUUUUGAGGCAACUGGAAUGAUAGGGCAGAGCUGAAAGAGAUGCUGUUGGGGCAGGGAGGGAAGGGAACGCUUGUCCUUGCCCACCUUUGCCAUUGGCAGUUAGCGUCGUGUGCUCCCCGUGCAUGAGGAACUGUGCAUGCAGCUCUUCUCCCUUCCCACUGCCAGCUUCUCAGCAAGGGGCUCCGUACAGGCCUUGGAAAACCCAUGUUCUGCCCCCCCCCAGCAAGAACUGGAUGGGGGGGAAAGAAUUCCCAAGUAUUUUCCUGAUAAAUGCUGAAGUCUCCCUUAAGAAUUAGUGCUUAGGUCUCGUGGAUCCAUUUCAGUUGCUUUGAAGUGGGUGGGAGCCAGUUUUCACUUGAAGCCUGUGGAAUAGGCUCUGAAGCAAGCUCAGAAUGCAGCACACUUUCAAAACUGCUCACUUAGGAGCUGUGUCUGACUACAAGAAAUCAAUUACUUGCAAUUUCUAUGGGAGCCAAGUAGGGCAGUUUGCAUUUCGCAUACCAAAAGAAACAACACAAACCCACACCAAACCAUGCACACCCAUUGGGAACGCAGCACACCCAUUUCAUGCCAGUUCCUCUUUACUGCUAGGCUGUCUCCGGUCCAGACAAUGUGAUGCUGUGUUGUGGCUGGCCAGACAGCAGCAUCUCUACAAAACAAUACUAUAAAGUCUCUUUAGCGUUCUGUCCAGCUUGUAAAUUGGAGCCAGACUCACCAGCUGGGAAUGAUGGUGUAAGUGCUGAGUUACCUGCAUGACCAUUAGCCCCGGGCCAGAUUCUGCAGCUCUUAGAUCAGGGAAUGCUCCUGUUGACCUCAAGGAAGGUCUCCAGGACACAGCUUUCUGUAAGUUCUGCACUGGCAAGGGGAUCCCUGUGAAGCUGUGGCACAUACAGAGUGGUUAUGUGCUGUCUGUGUGCUGUGAAAUAGCAUUGCCUCCUGUAUUGCAAUCGAAGCUCAUACCAGUUAGCAGUAGGGACAGAAGGUCAGUGUGCUCUCUAAUACACUAACCACGUUGUCCUAGGUAUUUAAAAGCUUUCCAUAUUGUCAAAGAGAAGAAAAUUGGUCCUCUUGGACAUCCCAGGAUGCCCUACAACCUCACCUUAUAAAGCACAUCCAUUCCAUUAGGCAGGGCUUUGCAAGCAAUACUUGAGACUGAGUUAGUUUUAUAUGUUCACCAAGAAAUUCCAAGGCCAUUCCUGUUCCGUGUGGUUGAAGAAAGAGCUUUUCUACCCAUGUUGAAUCUCUUCAAUGUUUUAUUAAAACCCUGGAGGUUCAGUAGUCAGCAUACAGCUGUUAAAGCUCACAAUGAUAGAACCAAACUUCCAUGGCUAUUUUAAAUCCUAAGGAAAACCUGUUUCUAGUUGCUCCCCAGCCUUUAACUUCUUUCCCAUCAUGUAGCCCCAUCUAGGGCUGUUUCAGUGGCACCACCUCAUGGUCCUGUUUCAUUGUGCAGUGCUGUUGGUUUAAACAUCGUGUUGAGAAGAGUCAUUCUGCUGUGUUACAGAGCUAAAUCUGGCAGCAGGGGGGAACGGGAUAAAGGGAAAAGCAGCACUGUGAGGCAGGUUACCACCAUCCCCAUGUGAGUCAUCACCACGUUAGAGGGGUCAGGGUUUUGUAGUGUUCUCUUUGGAGGAAAAGUAACAAGGAUAGAAAGGGGCCAUGAGGUGAGCCACGUUGGGCAUUGCUAACUGACUCCAUAGGGAAGGGCUGACCUGUCCAGGUUCCUCAGUGCAGGCGAGUCCACUGUGAGUACCUGCUCUCUCAGUAGAGGUGUGUGUUGUAUUAGGACUAGUAGCAGUCUUCAGGCGUUGUAGUACAGUCUCCCCAGUCAAAGCAGGGAACAAUGUGUUUGGUUCAGGCUAUUUGGGAUUCAGGUAAUGAGAGCUGGAGGUCAACCCUCUCUCUCUGUGGAAGCCUUAACUCCCCAUUCCUGCCCCACAGCAACUCUCCUAACCUCCAUUUUGGCCUUAGGUUAACCAGGGCUAUCCUACUAUGAGGGAGCUGAGCCCAGCUCCCAGGAAUUGUCAAUGCCUCGCUGGAUUUUCCUGCUCCAAGCCACUGUCUCCCUCUAGUGCCAUCCUUGGACAACUGUUCCUUAUGGGCUUGUCACUGCUCCUGCCUGAGCCUGGGCCCUGCAGCUCAGUGCAUUGUGUGAGGUGCCAAGUACCCUGUCGCCCCAUGGGAAGGAAAAGCUGUAAAGGGCUUCAGGAAGUGAGGCAGCCUUCCUCUUGAGAAUAAGGUCUCCAUUUAAGAAAGGCAGCAGAGAACUUACUAUCCCUCUGCACACAGCCACAUCAGCACGUACUUUAAGGGCUGCAAGCUCUUGAGAACCCAAAGUAACUGCUGUACAUUAGUGCUGAGCCACAAGGACAAAGAGGGAAACAACAAGCAAGGUUAAGGCACCAGCUUUUCCCACAGAAUAGUACACCAGCACCUUUCUUUUAGUGUAGCUACUGCCCAUGGCUUAAACAUUGAGUACAAUUCAGGAGGCAUCCCGCAUCCACCCCGCACAAAGCCAUACAGUGAACUAUGCAGUUCCUUUGUACUGUGGUUAUCCUCAUCCUCAUCAGCUGAGUCAGCAUCAAGUCAAAACAUCCCCAAAUCAUAGCUGAGCUUACAGAGGGCAUCAUGCAUCAGAGUGAGGGGGGGUUACACCAGAUGUGUGAGUAGGACCUGUGAGUUUGUUGUUCAGUUCUUAGUGUCCUAGCAGAGAAAUGGGAGGGCAACACAAAGAACACUCUUACUGCAAGUCCCGUUCUGCUCCAAGUAGUAAUUCCUUGCUAACCCUAUCUCCAGUGAUAUGACAAGCAGCUAUGUUCUUAAGUAACACCCUUCUAAGUUGCCACAAGCUGUCUGCAUCUGAAAUUGCCACUUCCCAGGUUUCCAGCCAAGGUUCUCCCUAAUGCAUGCAGGUGACACUGGAUUGUCACCUCUGCUUUAGAGCAGAGACUUUAGAGCCAGGGGGAGUGCAGAUGUUGGGUAAGGAGGACCUAGCCCCUAUGAAGUCUUAAGUAAAGCAUUAAUGUCUCCCUUUUAUAGAGUCUUAUCAGGUGAAAUCUAUAUGCACACACAAAACACCCACAACUUUGUGCCUAUGUCUUUCCAGAGGUCCUGGCUUUAUGCUCAUCGUUUGAAGGGGGGGUCAGUAAGGAUUGCACAGUGGUAGUAAGUUGCUGCAUCAAACCAAAACCAACUUGAAAACCUGCUGUUCCUCUCUACCUCCAGAAAGGGACAGACCCUCAUGCGUCCUCUGGUCAUCAGUACAUUGACUGAAGCAUUAGGAAACAUGGAUGAAAACCUGGUUUGCUUCCCUUAGAGGCAGCUUAGGAGAGCAGCAGCUUCCCCAGAGCCUCGUGCUGCAGAUCCCUGAUGGUGAAAGGCAUGGUCUGGUCUCAACAGACAUAAAACCUGCGUGUGUGGAGCCUUGCCCCAUCCGGUUGUGGGGAGGGAGGAGGAAAGGGUUGUUUUGCAGUUCAUUUUCCUGCUGUAAAAGACUUGAUUUUUCUUUCCCUGAGCCGCAUGAGAGAAAAACCUCGCAGAAAGUCUUGGGUUCCCUUUGGAGUUCCCUUCACUUUAAUUUAUAGAGUGUCUUUUUUUUGUGAACUGGUGUAAAAUGUAUAUGCUGACAAGCUCCUGUAUUUUUAUGUAAAUAUUUUUUGUGGUUUCCCCCCUUGCCCCUCUCUGUAAAUAUUUAGAAUUCUCAUCUUCUUCUCACCUUGUAUGAUGCAGAUGUGGUUUUGUUUCUGGUUUUUAUUUGUACUGUAAUGCAACAAUCCAGACUGAGGUGUCUUGUGGUAUUAAACAAAAGCAACAGUCCCACUGAGCUCACACUCAGAUGUGCAACUUGACAGCAUUAAUCAAGCCAGGUUAAAAACUA